CACCUACGGGAUUAUCAUCUCGAAAUCUCGGGUCUCCGCCGGUCGUCGUCCGUGCCCGGCCUCCGCUGAGCGGACUCUUCCUCGCGGCGCGGUCCGCGCGCAGAUGACCGCGCUUCUCGGGGUCGCGCGCUGCUGCUCAGGUCGCUCUCGCUCGCGGCAGCCGGCCCGUGCCGCUGGCUCGCGCCGAGGGAACGCGCACACACAUGGCUGCGCUCGCCUUGCCCAGGACCGAUCAUUUCCUGCACUCCUUCUUACAGGAUCGUACCCCCAGUUCUUCUCCAGACAGUAGCACCCACACGCUCUCCUUCCUGGCCUCCGCCUGUGGCCAGGCCCGGCAGGUGGGCAGCAGCGUGGACAUCGAGGGACCCCAGUUUCCAUAUGAAGGGGCUGUCAGCUCAACAUCUGGGAUGUUUCAGCUUUGGAGCAACGAUGUGGCACCAACCUCUGGCCUCGGUGCCCACCAGAUGGCCCUAACUAUGCCCAAAGUUCAGUUUCCAAGUCAUGUCCAGACCAGCCUGGGGUCACAUUCUCACCACCACCACCACCACCACCAUCACCACCAUGAACUGCCUCUUACACCACCUGCUGAGCCACCAGCCUCCUACUCCUUUGACCUCUCCCCUGUCAAAGUGCUGUCCUCUCAGGUACAAGCCAACAGCUCCUACUACCAUCAGCACAGCAGUGUGAGCCAGAGUUUCCCCAGCCUGCUCCAGAACUCCUCCAACAGGCACCACCUUGCUGGGAGCCACGUAGAGGAGGGCCAACAAUGGUGGAGUCUCCCGCAGACCAAUGGCAAUCCCCCGGGCCACCCCUUCACACUGGGGAGACAACUGGUCCUCGGGCACCAGCCUCAGAUUGCAGCCCUUCUUCAGGGUAGCUCAAAGGGACUCUUGAGCUCAACGCGCCGCUGCAGGAGGUGCAAGUGUCCCAACUGCCAGGCCUCCAGCAGUGGCCUGGCCAGCCAGCCUACUGAGGAGCUGGGCAAGAAGAGACUACACAUCUGCCACAUCCCUGAGUGUGGAAAGGUGUACAAGAAGACCUCCCACCUGAAGGCACACCUACGCUGGCAUGCCGGGGAGCGGCCCUUUGUCUGCAACUGGCUCUUCUGUGGCAAGAGCUUCACCCGCUCUGAUGAGCUGCAACGCCACCUGAGGACGCACACCGGGGAGAAGCGCUUUGGCUGCUCUCAGUGUGGCAAGAGGUUCAUGAGGAGUGACCACUUGGCCAAGCAUGUCAAGACUCACCAGAACCGCAAGGGCAGGAGCAGCCAGCACGCUCAGUCCCCGCACUCUGGUGCUUUGCUCAGGCAUAUCAAGAAAGAGUAAGAAGCCCAGGAACUGAUGAGGAAAGGCAGCCAGUCAUCACCAAACAUGAUUCAUAUCAAGGAACCAUUGCCAGGCUUCAUCCAGGAGUCAUACAUGUCCUACUACAAUUUCAUUUCACCAGUGUUUCCUCUGUCUCUGCUCUGUCCUUUAAAGUGUUCAUUUGAAUUUCUGCAGUUUUGCCACAUUGUAAACGUGUGCUAUAUCAGUGACUGUCCAUCGUUUAAAUCAUUGUAUUAUAAAACAUGGUGAGAAUCACUUCCAUGGGUUAUGGUGUUAGUGUACAAGGACCCAUGGCAGAGCAAUUUUACUUCCAUGCAUACAGUUUAAUCAAAAUAAUAUGGUAUGACAGAAUAUGCAAUACCACACACCUCACAAAUGUGUGUGUCAAACAGAGCAAAACUCACCAAGUGACAUUUCACUAAAUUAUAAAAUCUAAACAACCAGUCUAGUAAAGAUAGAUAGGACUUAGAAUGAGAAAAACAUGAAAAUCGAUAUUCGGUUGAAUAAAGAGAUUUAGAUCUGACACUGACUAAUUUGUCUUCAGAUUUCCCCAAAAACCUUGAAAACAGUAGGCUACUUGCAUCAAAAUUAUCUGU
Messenger RNA from Scleropages formosus (Asian bonytongue), 1921 nucleotides. Its product is annotated as transcription factor Sp5-like. The transcript is spliced from 2 exons. The record is from RefSeq and is a predicted model, not a curated record. Bases 204 to 1325 code for a protein of 373 amino acids. Gene Ontology annotation, biological process: regulation of transcription by RNA polymerase II. Lineage: Eukaryota; Metazoa; Chordata; Actinopteri; Osteoglossiformes; Osteoglossidae. Gene Ontology annotation, molecular function: RNA polymerase II cis-regulatory region sequence-specific DNA binding; DNA-binding transcription factor activity, RNA polymerase II-specific.